AUGGCUCGCAAACGUCGCAGUGCAGACUCGACACCACCACCACCGCGGCGACAACGGCCGCUUCUUCCGGGAUCGCCAAAGGCAAGAUGGGGUGUUAACGGUAAUAUCACAAAUGCAGCGGACCUGAGUGAUGCCGAACUCGCGCUCGCGCAGGGCAGGCCUCAAGUUCUGCCAACCAUGCCGACUCCUGGUCCUCCACAGUUGGCCAUCCACACGCGAGGAGAGCAUGUGGACCAACUACAUGCAGCAACAAAUGUGCAGUCUGGUCGUAGAACUGCGCCGAGAAACAGCGUGCGCAGCCAGCGAUAUGCUCCGUAUUCGCUUGCACCUCGCAACUCCCUUGCUGCCCAUCCGGGAGCGGGUUAUGCGCCGCAUGCUGUUACGUCACCAGCCUCGCGUAUGGACUUCGUACAGCCGCAGCAGCAAUACCAGCAAUACCAGCAUUACCCACAACACCAGUUUGGUAAUGUCCUCCCUGAUGCGGAUCUAAUGAGGUUUCCUUCGAACUCGAGUCAGGGUACUUUGGGCCAUGGCCCUUCGCAUGCUAUGGGGCAUCAGCCUUCAAGUAAUACUUUCCAGGAAGAUGUCUUGCGAGCUGAGGACUUUGAGCAAGCCGGACUGAACUUGGACGCAGUUCAGAAUGGGCUGCCUGACGAGAGUGGCCGAGACGCCCAAUACCAGUCCGACUUUUUGGACUUCCAGAAGUUCUUGUUGCAUUCGUCCGGGGAUAUGUCAGAUGGAUCGUACAGCCUUAACCAGAUGGCUUCACGUCCGAUCUUUCAUCGGUAUCCCGCUCCUGCUCCUGCUCCCGGUUACCAGCAACCCCUUCCGGAACCUACCUUUGCCGGCCACAACACCGCUGGGGCUUACCAAAGUCCAUAUGCGCCGAUCAUGUAUGCUCCACAGCAGGCGCAUUUCCAGCCUACGUUCCAGCCGGGCCAGAUGUACGCGCCAGGUCCCGUCAACAACGUCGUCAUGCAGCAACCAGGUCCGAUGUACGCGCCAGGCUCCGUCAACAACAACUUCGUACAGCAGCAGGGUACGAUGUAUGCGCCAGGCUACGUCGAGAACUUUGUCGUGCAGCAGCCGAGACCGACGACACGGCCGCGAAGCGAGGCAACAUACCCUGUCUCCUAUGCAACUACUGAGGAAUGGGUUGAGGCACAACGGAGGCAAGAGAAGAGGGUGAGUGAGGAUGCGGACGAGGGAAGAGGUGGAUAA
Messenger RNA from Alternaria novae-zelandiae, 1221 nucleotides. RefSeq lists its product as uncharacterized. NCBI's taxonomy places the organism in Eukaryota, Fungi, Ascomycota, Dothideomycetes, Pleosporales, Pleosporaceae. The transcript has a single exon. Bases 1 to 1221 code for a protein of 406 amino acids. The record is from RefSeq and is a predicted model, not a curated record.